Molecule: messenger RNA, 2325 nt
Organism: Pristis pectinata (smalltooth sawfish)
Lineage: Eukaryota; Metazoa; Chordata; Chondrichthyes; Rhinopristiformes; Pristidae
Gene: cdk5rap1
Product: CDK5 regulatory subunit associated protein 1
Exons: 9
Coding region: 1-1251 (416 amino acids)
Biological process (GO): negative regulation of cyclin-dependent protein serine/threonine kinase activity; tRNA modification
Cellular component (GO): cytosol; mitochondrion
Molecular function (GO): 4 iron, 4 sulfur cluster binding; tRNA-2-methylthio-N(6)-dimethylallyladenosine(37) synthase activity
Source: RefSeq, a predicted model, not a curated record
AUGAUAGGCUGCAUGGCUGAGAGACUGAAAGAGGAAAUCCUGGAAAAAGAGAAGCUUGUUGAUGUUCUUGCUGGACCAGAUUCAUACCGUGAUCUUCCCAGACUUCUCACAGUCGCUGAAACAGGCCAAAAGGCUGUGAAUGUUUUGUUGUCAUUUGAUGAAACCUAUGCAGAUGUCAUGCCGGUUCAAGUCAAUUCCAAGACAAAAACUGCAUUUAUCUCUAUCAUGCGGGGAUGCAACAACAUGUGUAGCUAUUGCAUCGUUCCUUUCACACGUGGGCGAGAGAGAAGCAGACCAAUUUCUUCCAUUUUACAAGAAGUCAGAAUCCUUUCAGACCAGGGAGUGAAGGAGGUUACAUUACUGGGACAGAAUGUCAACAGUUACUGUGAUACAUCCGAGAUUCAGUUUCACACAAGGGAACCGACAACCUUGAGCCGUGGGUUUAGUACCAUAUACAGGAACAAACUGGGAGGCUUGCGUUUUGCUUGCUUAUUGGAUCAGGUUUCAAGGAUUGAUCCUGAGAUGAGAAUCCGUUUCACGUCACCUCACCCCAAGGAUUUCCCAGAUGAGGUUUUGCAGCUUAUCCAGGAGAGACCCAACAUUUGCAAACAGAUCCAUUUGCCGGCACAAAGUGGGAGCACGGUCAUACUUAAAGCUAUGCGACGAGGGUAUACGAGAGAAACAUAUUUGGAACUAGUUGAGCAUAUAUGCAAGAUCAUCCCAGGUGUGAGCCUCAGUAGUGAUUUCAUUGCUGGAUUUUGUGGGGAGACGGAGGACGAUCACUUGCAGACCAUAUCUCUUCUUCGGCAGGUCCGAUAUAAUGUGGGAUAUCUUUUUGCUUACAGCAUGAGAAAGAAGACGCAUGCCCAUCAUAGAAUGAAGGACAGUGUUCCUGCAGUCGUAAAGCAACGUCGAUUGGAAGAACUCAUUGCUGUGUUCCGAGAGGAGGCAACUAAACUCAACACUGAACUUAUUGGAACUAAGCAGGUUGUGCUAGUGGAAGGGGCUAGUAAACGAUCCAAGGUAGAAUUGUGUGGAAGAAAUGACGGUAACGUCAAAGUAAUAUUUCCCAAUUUGUUGAUGCCAUGUGACGGGUCAUCUGACCUGUGUGCUUCUAUCAAACCCGGGGACUAUGUAUCAGUCCAAAUAACAUCAGCCAGUUCUCAAAGUUUAAAAGGUACCCCCAUUUGCCUUACAACAUUAAGCAAAUCGACAAAGGUGACAUCCAAACAACUUGCAGACUGUCUGUAAUGGACAAUUAACAUCCAUCAGGAAAGGAGCUGAACUGAGUUUAUGUACUGAAGGAUGAUCGGAGGAAGUAUAAAGUUGUGGUUGAUCAGAAACUGCUGAGGGUAGUAAAGUGGACCCUGGUGCAAUUUUCCAUCAGAGGAAGUACGUAUCAUAUGGAGCUCAAAGUAAAACAAUGUGUGCAUCUGCAUGCUUUUUAAGUUCAAAUCUUGGUGAUGAGUUGCUUACACAUUAAAAUUUGAGAUUAGAGUUCAGAUAUGUGGUUAGUAGGUACUGCAAUCCAAAAAAAAAUUGCCACAAAAUAAAUGCAGCAAAUUACCCUGGUGAUAAAAAUGAAUAAUUAUGAAAAUAACAUUGCAUAUGUAAUUUGUGAUGAAGAAAAAAUUCAGUCUGUUCUUGGCAUCCAGUUUUCUUUUAAGUUCCUUAUACAAUGUGUGUGCAUUUAAAACUGGCUUGUUUUCUCAAUAACGAGCAAAAGAACAUGUUUGAAAACAAUCUCACAGACCUGUGCAUCUGAUCAUGUGCUAAUUGAACCUGGAUCUCCAUGUCUUAAAAGGCAUCUGGCCACCAAAGCAUCACGUUGCUCUCAGUCAACUUGAAUGUUUGAAACGUGCUGCAUGAGAUUACAGUCUGUCCCGUGAUGGAAACCAGUCCUGUGUUUAUGAGUACUAACUGCAAUGUGCUGGUAGAAAUGUAGGAAGAUGCAGAGAAUUCAUGAACACCAGGGGUGACUGGCUUUCCCCACCACCAGCUUUUACCAUGGAGAUGAAUUACUGGAAGGAAGCUGCUGACACCGGCGCCAGGAAUGAGUUGACAAGGAACUGAGAGCAGUGUAAGAUGUUCAAUGACUUCACUCAUUUUGCAAAGUUUGCUGUGAAAUUUAUCAGACAUUUGCAGUGCUGCAUGCACUAAGUUCAGGUGCAACUACGAGAGUCCACCACACUGUUCAAAGAAGAGCAAUGAGGUCUGCAUUCUGAUCAAUAGUUACACAUCAAACAAUAUCACCAAAGCAGAUGAUCUGGUCUUACUUGACAUGCUAUGUACAAAGUUCUAAUUAAAAAUCAUUGAAACAGAAAA